Penicillium alfredii is the source of this 309-nucleotide messenger RNA. RefSeq names its product FAD/NAD(P)-binding domain-containing protein. The transcript is spliced from 2 exons. NCBI's taxonomy places the organism in Eukaryota, Fungi, Ascomycota, Eurotiomycetes, Eurotiales, Aspergillaceae. The record is from RefSeq and is a predicted model, not a curated record. Bases 1 to 309 code for a protein of 102 amino acids.
AUGUUCGCUCCUAAAUGGGGUGGGUUGUUGAAGGAUGCGGAUUACGGCGCGUUUGGGUCCUACUACUUUGACCCGUCUGCGGCGGGUGAUGCUUUGCGCUUUAUAGCUGAGGAUACUAUGCGGAUGGGAGUUCGGUACUGCCUUGGUGAAGUGCGUCGCAUUUUGCUGCGGGAUGAAGGGGUCGCAGGGGUCAAAACCCCUGUUCUUGCCCGGAUGGAGGACGAGCUGGGCAUUUUUGAGGGUGAGAGGAUUCAGAGUCAGGUCACUGCUGCCGGUGUGUCUGUUGCACACUUGCAGUCAUCUUGCUGA